AUGUCUCGAGUUAUAUCAAAAGUGACGACAUAUUUCAAGCAACAUUCCACCGCCGAAUGGAAGCAUUACUUCUUGUCAACUCAUUUUUGGGGACCAGUGGCUAACUGGGGACUUCCGUUGGCUGCUCUUGGAGAUUUGAAGAAAAAUCCUGACAUGAUCAGUGGACCAAUGACGUCAGCUCUUCUGAUCUACUCGAGUGUUUUCAUGAGAUUCGCGUGGCACGUUCAACCACGAAAUCUUUUGCUCUUCGCUUGCCAUUUUGCCAACUUCAGUGCUCAAGGAGCUCAGCUCGGUCGAUUUGUGAACCACAACUAUCUGCACUACGUUGAAGAUCCCGUCCACCAUAAAUUGAUGAUGAAAAAGGAGGUUUUGGAGCACGAACACGAUGCGGAAGUGAUCAGCAAGGCACAUUGAGCAAUUUGAUUAAAUAUAUAAUUUUUAGCGGGUUUCGCUCUUUUUAUGGUAUCCUUUUUUCGAAUUUCUAGGGAAUUUUAGAAAGAAUAAGUUAAAUAAAAAUAAAUUUAUG
Molecule: messenger RNA, 526 nt
Organism: Caenorhabditis elegans
Lineage: Eukaryota; Metazoa; Nematoda; Chromadorea; Rhabditida; Rhabditidae
Gene: mpc-1
Product: putative mitochondrial pyruvate carrier 1
Exons: 3
Coding region: 1-414 (137 amino acids)
Biological process (GO): pyruvate import into mitochondria
Cellular component (GO): mitochondrial inner membrane
Source: RefSeq, marked reviewed